AUGUCUAACAACGAACGUACUUUCAUUGCUAUCAAACCAGAUGGUGUCCAAAGAGGUUUAAUCAACCAAAUCUUAGGUAGAUUCGAAAACAGAGGUUUCAAAUUAGUUGGUAUCAAAUUAGUUACUCCACAAGAAUCAUUAUUACGUGAACAUUAUGCUGAUUUAACUUCUAAACCAUUUUUCCCAUCAUUAUUAUCAUACAUGUUGUCUGGUCCAAUCUUAGCUACUGUCUGGGAAGGUAAAGAUGUUGUUAAACAAGGUCGUGCUAUCUUAGGUGCUACCAACCCAUUGAGCUCUGCUCCAGGUACCAUCAGAGGUGACUUUGCCAUUGACAUGGGUAGAAAUGUUUGUCACGGUUCAGACUCUGUUGAAUCUGCUGAAAAAGAAAUCAACUUGUGGUUCAAAAAAGAAGAAUUAGUUGACUACAAACAUGCCUUAUACGGAUGGAUCUACGAAUAA
Molecule: messenger RNA, 459 nt
Organism: Hansenula anomala
Lineage: Eukaryota; Fungi; Ascomycota; Saccharomycetes; Phaffomycetales; Wickerhamomycetaceae
Gene: YNK1
Product: nucleoside diphosphate kinase
Exons: 2
Coding region: 1-459 (152 amino acids)
Biological process (GO): CTP biosynthetic process; GTP biosynthetic process; UTP biosynthetic process
Molecular function (GO): nucleoside diphosphate kinase activity
Source: RefSeq, a predicted model, not a curated record